AUGGCCAAAGUCAAAAAGAAUCUCAACUACCAGCGUUACCUGGACCUCAGCAAGGCUGACCUGGAGCUCCCUUCCCUGAAGGAAGACGAUAAGGGGUACUGCACUGUUGAGGUUGGGGAGCGUUACUGUCGCGUGGAGGGCUGUGUCAAUGAGACUCGCUUCACCUCUGCCAACAACCUCCGCAAGCAUGUCCACAAGCAGCAUCCUUUGGUGCAUCUGACUGGGGAGGACUCCGGUGGCCGCCCUACCCAGGGUGAGGAGGCUCAGGCCAUAAAGUUCUACAAUGCCCUCAUGAAGGCCUACGACGAUCGCGAGGCAGAGAAGGAGGAGGUUUUGCCUCCUCUCCCUCUUAAGCAUGAUGGAUCGGUGCAUAUCACCAGAAUGCGUCGCGCUAUUCGCGCCCUGAAACUUCCUGUUCCUUGCGAGGUCUGCAAGGACAACGGCACUCCUCGGCAAUGCUGCCAUGACGAGGUUAUCGACACUUGCGAGCAUUUCGAUAUGUUCGUCGACCCUCGUGUGGAGGUUGAUGAGGAGGAUGAGCCUGAGGAUGAGGAGGGUGAGGGCGAGGCUGAGGCCGAUGAUGGGGACGAUGCGUAG
Messenger RNA from Penicillium canariense, 597 nucleotides. RefSeq lists its product as uncharacterized. The transcript is spliced from 7 exons. Lineage: Eukaryota; Fungi; Ascomycota; Eurotiomycetes; Eurotiales; Aspergillaceae. Bases 1 to 597 code for a protein of 198 amino acids. The record is from RefSeq and is a predicted model, not a curated record.